Messenger RNA from Kazachstania africana CBS 2517, 441 nucleotides. RefSeq names its product Sdd2p (gene SDD2). Gene Ontology annotation, cellular component: cytosol; nucleus. The transcript has a single exon. NCBI's taxonomy places the organism in Eukaryota, Fungi, Ascomycota, Saccharomycetes, Saccharomycetales, Saccharomycetaceae. Bases 1 to 441 code for a protein of 146 amino acids. The record is from RefSeq and is a predicted model, not a curated record. Gene Ontology annotation, molecular function: DNA binding.
AUGGAUGCUGAAUUACAGGCUUUAAGAGAAGCUAGAUUACAACAGCUUAAAAACGGUGGCGGUAGUAGCAGUACUAACGGUGGUAGUGGCAGUCGUACUGAAAAUUCAAGAAGUAGUGCUGAAUCCAUCGGUUCUUCAUUGGUGCCAUUUUUAGAAUCUAACGCUAUGGAAAGAUUACAAAGAGUUGCCCUUGUGAAGCCGGACAGAGCCUUGGCCGUGGAAUCUUACUUAAAACAACUUAUAGGUUCAGGUCAAUUACGCCAUAAAGUUAGCGAAAAUGAAAUUGUAUCAAUUCUAAAUAAUAUAUCACAAAGUGAUCAAAGAAAUCAAAGCAAUAAAAUCAUUUUCAACAGAAAAGAUCAUAACAAUCUGGAAUUUGAUAACGAUAAUCGUAACAUCAAAUCUAACGAUAGCGAUGAUGAAGAUGAUUUUUUUGAUUAA